AUGUCAUUCUCCGAUUCUGGAUCGUCCUCAAAUGGCGGAGAUUACAAGACUUUCAGGCAGAUCACGCGAGAGAGAUUGCUAUAUGAAAUGCUUAGACCAGAGGGCUCGAAAUCAACUUGGAAGGUACUUGUUGUGGACGAGCUCACUGUGAAGAUAUUGUCAUCUUCCUGCAAAAUGUCUGAGUUCACACAGCAAGGCAUUUCUUUGGUUGAGAUAAUAACAAAACAGAGACAGCCUAUGACUUCCAUGGAAGCCAUUUACUUUAUUCAACCAACUGAAGCAAAUGUUAAUGCGUUAUUAUCAGAUAUGACUGGACAAUCACCACUUUACAAGAAGGCCUUCGUUUUCUUUAGUUCUCCUGUUUCGAGAAGCUUAGUUACUCUCAUUAGGAAGGACAUGAAAGCGAUGAAACGCAUUGGCGCACUGAAAGAGAUGAACUUGGAGUACAUUAGCAUGGACAGCCAGGGGUUCAUUACGAAUAACGAAAAUGCUCUAGAAGACCUUUAUAGCGACGAGGAAAACCAUCAGAGAGCAGAUGCUUGCUUGAAUGUGGUAGCUAAACGCAUUGCUACAGUUUUGGCCUCACUAAAGGAGUACCCCGUUGUGCGCUACCGUGGAGCCAAAGGUCUUGAUGCCACAACAAUGACAAGUUACAGAGAGUUGAUUCCUACAAAGCUUGCUGCUAGUGUAUGGAAUUGUCUGACAAAAUACAAACAGACAAUCGAAGAUUUUCCUCAGACUGAAACAUGUGAACUACUUAUCCUGGAUCGAUCCAUAGACCAGAUCGCACCUCUCAUUCAUGAAUGGACAUAUGAUGCAAUGUGCCACGAUCUGCUUAAAAUGGAAGGAAAUAAAUACACACACGAGGUUCCUAGUAAAACUGGUGAUAAUACUGAGAAGAAAGAGGUUCUUUUAGAUGAAGAAGAUCCCAUUUGGGUGGAGCUUCGUGAUGUUCACAUUGCAGAUGCAAGUGAAAGAUUGCAUGAGAAGAUGACAAACUUCGUGUCGAAGAACAAAGCCGCGCAACUGAAACAGAGUUCAAAAGACUUUGGUGACCUUUCGUCAAAAGACUUGCAGAAGAUGGUUCACGCUUUGCCUCAGUACAGUGAGCAAAUUGAUAAGCUCUCUCUUCAUGUCGAUAUUGCUAGAACAAUUAACAGGACUAUAAUGGAACAAGGUCUAAGAGAACUCGGGCAACUAGAGCAGGACCUUGUUUUUGGGGAUGCUGGAAGAAAAGACGUCAUCAAAUUCUUAAGCACCAACAAUGAUAUAAACCAAGAAAGCAAGCUACGGUUAAUGAUGAUUUUUGCGGAAAUCUACCCUAAGAAGUUUGCAGGUGAAAAGGGACGUAAGAUGAUGGAGCUAGCAAAAUUGUCGGGGGAUGAUGUAGUAGCUGUGAACAAUUUGAGAUUACUUGGACCAGUACAUACAGAGUGUAAAAGUAGCACAACUGGAUCUUUCCCUCUCAAGUUUGAUGUUCUUAAGACGAAGCGAGCUGCUCGGAGAGACCGUGUUGGUGACACUCAAACAUGGAUGCUAUCUCGUUUUUAUCCAAUCAUAGAGGAACUCGUUGAGAAACUUAACAAAGGCCAUUUGCCAAAACAAGAUUACCCUUGUAUGAAUGAACCAAGACCAACCUUCUACUCUAGCUCUCAAUCUCCAUCAGCGAGUCCGGUGUUGCCUCAUUCAAGACGAACACCAAGUUGGGCAAGACGCCAUCUUUCUGACGAUGGAUAUUUCAGUGACUCAGUUCUAGGACGAGCAUCGAGCUGUAUCAAGAAAAAGGGACAAAGAAUUUUUGUCUUCAUAGUAGGAGGAGCAACGAGAUCUGAGUUAAGGGCUUGCCACAAGCUUACAGAGAAGCUUGACAGAGAAAUUAUUUUAGGCUCCUCCAGCUUCCUUGACCCCCACACUUUCCUCACGAAAAUGAAACAAAUGAAUGAAGAAGAGGAGAUUUCACUGGAUGAUAUCGACAUUUAGUCUCUUGUUUUGCUUUGGAAGAGGCUUCUCUGUCGGUUUAGACAAACUUAUUGUUGGUAUCGAUUUUGGUUUUUGGUUUUUGGAAUAAAAUGGCCAGACUGUCCUCCUUAUGUAAAUAAAUAUAUUUUGUUUGAAAAUUUUUUUGUAUUCUCUAAUAGAGAAAAAGAUGAAACGCCCACCGUGAAGUUCGAUCUUUACCCUCUACCAGCUGAGCUAGACAGUCUUAUUUCUUCUUCAUGACCUACAACUGUUUAUUAAACAAGCAUUUUUCAUGUAAGCUUAUUAGUAACAAGUUAACAACUUUGACAAGUACAAGUUCGGUAGAAAUAUUAUUCAAGAUUGGGAACCAUUUAAUAAUUAAUACCCAAAACAAAUUGAAUUGACUUUAGUUCAUGAUUUAGUGCAAGUAGUAAAAUUGAGAACCAGCUAACAUCCCCAAAAAAACUUUAGUUUGAUUCUAUAACUUUGAUUCUGAAAAUUUCUGUGUGUUUUAAAUCUAUAUAUCAUUAAUAUUUGAAAAUCUUGAAUGCUUUAAGAAUCUUGCAUUAUUUAUGGCAUAUUUUUCUUUUUCGUUAGUUAUGUUCUUAUGUUGAUUUUCAAAAAAAUAAAUAUAGAUGAUAUAUAUGACGCUUGACUAAUCUCAAAUGACUAACAUUGAAUGACACUAGAUAUGUUACCUUUUUCUUUCUUAUCUGAUUAUAAUAUAUUGGACCUCUUUAAAAUGAUCAAUAAAUGCAAGAAGAUAUUCGGAUCCAGUCUAACACUAUAUAUAUAUGGUGAAUUGCUGAUGAAUAAAUCACAUGCUGGAUUAAAAUAAGAUAAUUAAAUAGAUAAAUUCAUCAUAUAAUCAUCUAAGAAAAAAAAUGAUUUCAAAGACAACUUUCGUAUGCAUCCUCAUGGUCUCCCUCUUUGCCAUAGGUCGAUGCAGGCAGUUGGAUGUGGGUGAAAUAAAGAGUUCAAGCAACUUCAUUUUUGAAAAGUGUGUCCGUGACCGUUGUGGAGAAGAGGAGUGUUGGUGCUGUGUGAUUGAUCCACUUCGUCCUUGUAAGAAAACCGAUAAAGAAUGCAAUGCCGAUGGCAAAUGUCCUAUACCAUGGAGUUAAUGAAUAAUUUAGCAAAAUAAAGAUAACUGUUAUAAAUGGUUUAGUACUGAAUAAAGGAGUAUUUCCGAAUAUCAAACUAAAACUCUAUAAAAUUAAUGUACCGCUUUAACUUUCCAAAGUUAUAACGUUUUACUGUUUUUGUUCACAA
Brassica rapa (field mustard) is the source of this 3231-nucleotide messenger RNA. Its product is annotated as protein transport Sec1b. The record is from RefSeq and is a predicted model, not a curated record. NCBI's taxonomy places the organism in Eukaryota, Viridiplantae, Streptophyta, Magnoliopsida, Brassicales, Brassicaceae. Gene Ontology annotation, biological process: vesicle-mediated transport.